This is a messenger RNA of Pteropus alecto (black flying fox), 4194 nucleotides long. It is a transcript of the gene SLC7A8, whose product is annotated as solute carrier family 7 member 8. Bases 732 to 2351 code for a protein of 539 amino acids. Gene Ontology annotation, cellular component: membrane. The transcript has 12 exons. NCBI's taxonomy places the organism in Eukaryota, Metazoa, Chordata, Mammalia, Chiroptera, Pteropodidae. The record is from RefSeq and is a predicted model, not a curated record. Gene Ontology annotation, molecular function: neutral L-amino acid transmembrane transporter activity; L-amino acid transmembrane transporter activity. Gene Ontology annotation, biological process: amino acid transmembrane transport; neutral amino acid transport.
CACUCUCCUGCCACCAAGAGCGAUGGGGCAAUCUGUGUCGUGAGCACAGAGAUCGGAAGGGAGAAAACAAGGACAAGAAGACAAGGGAGCCAGAAGAGGACAUUUGGAAAAAAUCGGAAGGCAAAAGACCGGGAGGCGAAAAGAAACCCACAGCAGGUGGAAACGAGAUCCAGAGCAAACCGGUCGAGUCCACGGUUGUUUUUCUGCAAGGGAAGAAAGUACCAGAGGAUUGCUUUUUUUCCCUUCAGUUAAUGAAAAGUACUUCUAUCCCCAUAAAAGAAAAGACUAAGGGGAGGUAAAAAAUCUGUUUUCUUAGGGGGAGAGCUGAGGGAAAUCCAGACUAUUUCUUUUCGAAACGUCUGAAAUAAGCCACUGCCAAAUACACAUUGCAGAACUAUCCUAUUUUCGGAAGAUCUACAUCCCUUCCCGGAGAAUUCCAGCCAGAGUAGCUGGUACAAUUUUAUUUUUGUAUUUAAAUAUCUGUCUCUUUUUUUCCCUCCCUUUGAACACUUUCCUUGUUUGUAAGUACGAAUGACAAGAAAGUGUCAGUACAGAUUAGAAAUAUUUUCAGUUUUCUCUUUCACCUGCUUGUGUCCUUUUUGAGGGGGAAGGAGUGCUCUUUAUUUCAGAAAAGGACAUUUUAAUUUCAAAGGCUCUCUCUAUAAACAUAUUUACACUCAUACACAUUUAGAAAGAGAUACCUUUCAGAGGUUGAAAUCCUACUGAGAAAGAUGGAAAAAGGAGCCAGGCACCGAAAUAAUCCUGAAAAGAACCACCCAGGUGGGAGCCAGUCCGAGACCAGCCACGAUACUGGGUCCGGAGGGGGCGGAGUAGCCCUGAAGAAAGAAAUUGGAUUGGUCAGUGCCUGCGGUAUCAUUGUAGGGAACAUCAUCGGCUCUGGAAUCUUCGUCUCACCAAAGGGCGUGCUGGAGAACGCCGGAUCCGUGGGCCUCGCUCUUAUUGUCUGGAUCGUGACGGGUCUCAUCACAGCUGUGGGAGCCCUGUGCUAUGCUGAGCUCGGGGUCACCAUCCCCAAAUCUGGAGGUGACUACUCCUACGUCAAGGACAUAUUUGGAGGACUGGCCGGGUUCCUGAGGCUAUGGAUUGCUGUUCUGGUGAUCUACCCCACCAACCAGGCUGUCAUCGCUCUCACCUUCUCCAACUACCCAGUAAAAUUAGGAGACCAGCAGAACUAUGGGGGCAAAGAACAAAAGAACUAUAUCCGCAUUCCAUCUGUCUUGCAAGAAGCUUUGCUCCUCACAUGGGUCAACUGUUCCAGUGUGCGGUGGGCCACCCGGGUUCAAGACAUUUUCACAGCCGGGAAGCUCCUGGCCCUGGCCCUGAUCAUCAUCAUGGGGGUUGUACAGAUCUGCAAAGGAGAAUACUACUGGCUGGAGCCAAAGAACGCAUUUGAGGUUUUUCAAGAACCCAACAUCGGCCUCAUUGCACUGGCUUUCCUUCAGGGCUCCUUUGCCUACGGAGGCUGGAACUUUCUUAAUUACGUGACUGAGGAACUUGUUGAUCCCUACAAGAACCUUCCCAGAGCCAUCUUCAUCUCCAUCCCACUGGUCACAUUUGUAUAUGUCUUUGCCAAUGUCGCUUAUGUCACUGCAAUGUCCCCCCAGGAGCUGCUGGCAUCAAACGCAGUCGCUGUGACUUUUGGAGAGAAGCUCCUAGGGGUCAUGGCCUGGAUCAUGCCCAUUUCUGUUGCCUUGUCCACAUUUGGAGGAGUCAAUGGGUCUCUGUUCACCUCCUCCCGGCUGUUCUUUGCCGGAGCCAGGGAGGGCCACCUUCCCAGCGUGUUGGCCAUGAUCCACGUGAAGCGCUGCACCCCCAUCCCAGCCUUGCUCUUUACGUGCAUCUCCACCCUGCUGAUGCUGGUCACCAGUGACAUAUAUACACUCAUCAACUACGUGGGCUUCAUCAACUACCUCUUCUAUGGAGUCACAGUUGCCGGACAGAUAGUUCUUCGCUGGAAGAAGCCUGACAUCCCCCGCCCCAUCAAGAUCAACCUGCUGUUCCCCAUCAUCUACUUGUUGUUCUGGGCCUUCCUGCUGGUCUUCAGCCUGUGGUCGGAGCCCGUGGUGUGUGGCAUCGGCCUGGCCAUCAUGCUGACAGGCGUGCCCGUCUAUUUCCUGGGUGUCUACUGGCAACACAAGCCUAAGUGUUUCAAUAACUUUAUCAAGUUGCUAACCCUGGUGAGCCAGAAGAUGUGUGUGGUUGUGUACCCUGGUGUGGGUGAGAGCUCGGGGACAGAGGUGAUAAAUGAGGAACUGGAGGAUCAGCAGCAGUUCAUCAACCAACCCACCGCCUCCGAGGACAAGGACUCUGUGGAACAUCCCCAGCCCUGAGGGCCACCAUCUCCUCUCAGCUGCAUUCUCCCUCCUUAACCCCCUUCCUGCCCGCCUUCCCUGCCUGGGUCCUCCUAACACACACACACAUACGACCUGGGGGUGGGUGGUGAGAAACUAUAAACAAAGACACUGACAUCUAUACCCAAAGAACCAGCCCUUCGCUCCCAGGACCUGUGUCCAAAGCCAGGGCUGCCGUGCUCCGAGCUGUCAGAGUGGAGAAGCAGGAGCACCCUACAGGGCCCCACUCCUGAGCCCACACCCAUGCUGCCUCCUCAGAAGCCUGAGUUCAGUACUGCCUGCCCUCCUCAUUCCUGACCCCAAGCGAGGCCUCAGCUCCGAGAGAAGUGGCAGCAACGAGCAACAGUGAGCCAGUUCGGGAAGGACAGAAACAAGCAAAUCUGUCACUGUUAAAGUCAUUUGGAGAGACCCAUGUCCCCUCCCUUCACUAGGGACCCAAGAAAUCAGAGGCAAUGCUUCCUUCUUUCCUCUUCCUCACUUCUCCUCACCAUGCCUCUGCCUACCUGAGCCUGGGCUCCCUGUCCAGAGUAUGAUUCCUAUCUGGACGCCACCCCCCACUGAGCUAAGGACCAACGAAGCAGGAGAACUGCCUCUCCCCUGACCCCUAGCCAGGCCUGUGGAACAGAUUGGGAAAGGCUCAGAUUGCAGAAACCCAGCCCUGCCCCUGCCCCCUGCAUCCUUUCCCCAACUGGGUGCCAAAGCUCCCUGAAGCCAAAAAGGUCUCUCUUAAAGACAAAGCAGCUCAGCGCCUUCCCUGUCCCCACCCCAUGAGAAGGAGCAGUCACCCUGUCAUCUUACAGCUCCCAACACACUCCCAUGUAGCCCGCACUGCCUGUGGCCCCAUCAUGCCCUUUUCCUCCUCUCUGGUCGUUGGCUCUCAGACCAAGGACUGGGUGUGAAGACUCCCCAAACCCUGCAGGCCUGAAACCCGAGCCAAAUCAGCCUUAAGUCACUUCCCAUCCAAGAACUGGACUUAAAAAUACUCCCUUAUUUCUAACCUUCAGGGCAGACCUGGUAUGAAAAGCUUUCCCAUCCCCGCAGAGGUACCCGUCCCAGAAUCUCGGAGACGGGGGAGAAAGUAUAUUCUGCAGGCCAGCUCCUCCCUCCUCCCCCAACUCAGAUAACUCCUCCCUCCUAUCGGGUCCCACCACUGCCCUAUCUCUGGACAGCCUGCAGGGCAGGGUGAGAGGGCAGGGCGAGAGGGCAUUGGCAGAGGUCAUCCACUUUGGAGGCUCUUGGAGAAGCCCGUUGUCCAUGGUAUGCCUGCUCUGGCAGAGGCUGCCUUUCACUGUACUCCAAAGGAAGGGAGCAGUGUUUGCCCUGGGCCUGGAGCCUUCCCACCACACCUGUUGUACCAGGAACUAGGAUCCUUUUAUCCCAAAGCAGGAGUGUCCCCAUCUCCCCUACUCCCCAUUCUAUCUACUUAAACUGGAAUACCCAGGGAGCCCUCCUGGCCUGCUCAGGUCUCACAGCUCCCCGCUCAGCCUGUCUGACCCUGCAUCGGUGAAAUGCCAGGUUUGGUCUGAGUUACGACUCCUUCAGUGUAGAUUCUGAGCAGGGCGGAGUUGGCCUCUGGAGGGUCAGGGGACCAUCCUUCUGUUCCCACUUCUCAUUCCUUCAAAACCCCCCUUUCAGUUAUUGUUUUUUUUUUUUAAGUGGAUGCCUUACUUUUUGGAUAAAUAUUUUUGAAGCUGGCAUUUCUAUUUCUUUUGGAUUUUUUAAUGUAAGGUUGUUUUGGGGGGCAGGAAAUUAGUUAUACCUUGAUAAUAAUCUGUCUUUGAGUUGGUUUAGGUUUUAGAAGGUUUGUUUGUUUAUUUGUUUU